This is a messenger RNA of Xenia sp. Carnegie-2017, 1702 nucleotides long. Its product is annotated as 26S proteasome non-ATPase regulatory subunit 3-like. Gene Ontology annotation, molecular function: protein binding; enzyme regulator activity. The coding region runs from base 105 to 1598 and encodes 497 amino acids. The record is from RefSeq and is a predicted model, not a curated record. The transcript is spliced from 16 exons. Gene Ontology annotation, cellular component: proteasome regulatory particle, lid subcomplex; proteasome complex. NCBI's taxonomy places the organism in Eukaryota, Metazoa, Cnidaria, Anthozoa, Malacalcyonacea, Xeniidae. Gene Ontology annotation, biological process: regulation of protein catabolic process; ubiquitin-dependent protein catabolic process.
ACACGCUGCACGCUUCAGCAUAUUUUAAAUUUACAAUCAAAAAUUCAUUAUUUUACACAUUUUGAAGAGUUUUUGAGAAGAAGUAAGCAAAUCUUUGGUAAGACAUGUCGGUGGAUCAAGAAAUGAAAGACGCCCAAAACGGUUUGGAUGAAAAAAAAGAACGUUCAAAAGAAGAGCUCUCUAAGGCAGAACUUGAAAAACUAGCUCUUGAAGACUUCAAAGAGCAUGUGAAACAUGUAGAAAAAGGUGUCAAUAACAAAGAGCCACAUUUCAUUUUGAGGGUUUUGAGAUCUCUUGCUUCUGCAAGGAAAAAACUGAAUCAUUUUUUGUUACGAAAACUUAUUUCAGGAUACUUCAUUCAAGCAUCCCAUGCAAAGAACGAGCUUCUCAAGUUCUUAGAUGAGCCAAUGGAAACUAAUUUAUCUGUGCCUUAUCGGCCUCGAACUGGGAAAGCUGCAUUGAUGCCAGUACUACCAGAAGUGGAAUUUUAUUUUCAUCUUUUAGUUGUGAUUCAUUUGAUUGAUACAAAGUCUUAUGAACAGGCGCUAAAGUGCUCCACAUUGCUUUUGAAAAAAUCGGAGUUACACAACAGGAGAACGUUAGAUCUCAUCUUGGCGAAAUGUUACUUCUAUCACUCGAGAGCGUAUGAAUUGCUUGACAGAUUUGAUGAUGUCCGCAGUUUCUUCCACCACAAACUUCGAACGGCGACAUUGAGGCACAACAUCGAGGGACAGGCUACCAUUCUCAAUUUGUUAUUGCGAAAUUAUCUUCACUACAAUCUUUAUGAUCAGGCUGAUAAGCUUGUCUCGAAGUCUUCCUUCCCGGAUACUGCAUCGAACAGUGAAUGGGCAAGAUAUUUAUAUUACACAGGAAUCAUAAAAGCAAAACAGCUGGAUUAUUCUGAGGCACACAAGAAUCUAAUACAAGCGAUAAGAAAAGCGCCACAGUUCUCAGCUGUCGGAUUUCGGCAAAUUGCGCAGAAGUUUGCGAUUGUUGUUGAAUUGCUUCUUGGUGAGAUUCCAGACCGAGCUACGUUUAGAGAUCACGCCCUAAAAAAGACAUUAUUUCCGUACUUCCGACUGACCAAAGCUGUGCUUGCUGGAGAUCUGGGCCAAUUUAACGAUGUCAUCGUAAAUUACAAAGAAAAAUUCAUUGCCGAAAAAACAUAUACCUUGAUAAUUAGAUUGCAUCACAAUGUGAUCAAAACUGGCAUACGCAUGAUCAGUCUUUCGUAUUCCAAGAUAUCCCUAGAAGAUAUUGCCGCGAAACUGCAGCUCGAUAGCCCCGAAGAUGCCGAAUUCAUUGUAGCCAAGGCUAUAAGAGAUGGUGUGAUUGAAGCUACCAUUGAUCACGAACAAGGCUUUGUGCAAUCAAAGGAAAUUAUCGACUUAUACUCCACCAACGAACCGCAAGCUGCAUUUCAUCAAAGAAUCGCGUUUUGCUUGGACAUAUACAACCAAUCGGUUAAGGCGAUGCGUUUUCCACCGAAGUCCUAUAAUAAAGAUUUAGAAUCCUUGGAGGAGCAGAGGGAACGAGAGAAACAGGAUCUUGAAUUGGCAAAAGAAAUGGCCGAUGAUGACGAAGAUUCCUUUCCGUGAACGUGGACCAUAUAAUAUAGGAUCUCUCUCUUACCAUUGUUUAACUUUUUAUUCUUCUCAUUUACAAUUUUAUCUAAACGAAAUCCACUUUGUUACUUUUUUCA